Molecule: messenger RNA, 576 nt
Organism: Protopolystoma xenopodis
Lineage: Eukaryota; Metazoa; Platyhelminthes; Monogenea; Polystomatidea; Polystomatidae
Source: the annotation of a GenBank genome assembly
AUUGACGAGAUGGGUUUGAUUCAGCACCCGCCAUGGAUCCUCAAGUGCAUUCAACUUUAUGAGACGCAGCGCGUCCGCCAUGGUAUGAUGACAUUAGGCCCUUCAGGUGCCGGAAAGACUAAGUGCAUUAAUGCAUUAAUGCGUGCCAUGAGUGAAGUUGAAGAGCCUCAUCGUGAGAUGCGCAUGAACCCAAAAGCGAUUACAGCGCCUCAGAUGUUCGGUCGCCUUGAUGUGGCUACCAAUGACUGGACGGACGGUAUCUUCUCAACGCUCUGGCGACGAACUCAUAAGGCGAAAAAAGGCGAGCAUAUCUGGUUGAUUUUAGAUGGCCCAGUGGAUGCUAUAUGGAUUGAGAACCUCAAUUCCGUACUGGAUGAUAACAAGACAUUAACUCUAGCCAACGGUGAUCGAAUCCCGAUGGCGCCAAACAGCAAGAUCGUCUUCGAGGUGCACAAUAUUGACAAUGCUUCUCCAGCCACGGUUUCGCGCAACGGCAUGGUGUUUAUGUCUAGCUCUAUACUGGAUUGGAAACCAAUUCUGAUGGGUAAAAUUCAUACAUAUUUUCAUCUCGUUUAG